AUGAAUCAAUCGAUGAGUGGGUGGAAUGUGGAUUUGCUCAAGAGCAUUGUUGAUGAGGCUGAUCUUAAGAAUAUUAUGAGUAUCCCUCUUCUUCCGAAUUUUGGAUCAGAUAAGAUGAUUUGGCAUUAUUCUAAUAAUGAUAGCUACCCUGUCAAGUCCGCCUAUAAAUUAGCAAGUUCGCUCACUUUGGAUACCACCUACAAAGUUGAGGGUCAAUGGGAAUGUCUCUGGAAAGUUGAUGUGCCUCCUAAAGUCAAGAAUUUCUUAUGGAGGGCUGCUAGAGAUAAUUUACCGUCCAAGCAACGCCUUCUCUCCCGGGGUGUCGCUCGGAAAGCUAAGGUGUGCAUGCUUCUUUGGCAAAUCUGGAGAGAUAGGAAUGCGAUGGUGUGGCAGAAUGAGUUCCCGGUCCCUACUCGCUCUAUUUUACGUGCUGAUGUGGCGCGGAAUGAUUGGAAAGCCAUGCGGAAGCCAACGACGCAGAGGCAGCGGGUCGGGGCUUCUUGCGUGGGGUGGCAUUCUAUUCCGGAGGGGUCGUUUAUCUGCAAUGUUGACGCCGCAUUCUUUGAGGAGGAUCAGUCCAUGGGUAUUGGUGUCGCUAUACGAAACCAUGAGGGGCACUUUGUGAUCGGCAAAACUAUAAAGCUUAAUGGCCGUAGGAGUGUUGUGGAGGGAGAGCUUCUCGGCAUUAAGGAGGCGUUAUCUUGGAUUAAGGAGCUUGGGCUUGUUACAGGUUGGGUUGAAAAUGAUAGCUUACAGGCGUGUAAUCUCAUCACCUCUGGAGACAGGAACUUGCUUGAGAUUGGUGCCAUUGCUGCUGCUUGCCGUCUUGAGUUGAGGGUGUUGUCGAACUUUAGUAUGCGUCAUGUAAGGAGAGAACAAAAUGCCAUCGCUCAUUGUUUAGCGAAGGCCGCGCGAGAUAUCACUACACAUCAUGUCUGGAAAGAACCCCCGUCCUUUGUGGUUUAA
This is a messenger RNA of Salvia miltiorrhiza (redroot sage), 966 nucleotides long. RefSeq lists its product as uncharacterized. NCBI's taxonomy places the organism in Eukaryota, Viridiplantae, Streptophyta, Magnoliopsida, Lamiales, Lamiaceae. Bases 1 to 966 code for a protein of 321 amino acids. The transcript has 3 exons. Gene Ontology annotation, molecular function: nucleic acid binding; RNA-DNA hybrid ribonuclease activity. The record is from RefSeq and is a predicted model, not a curated record.